AUGGCUAGUGUUGGCAACGCUCAUGCCAUCGCCGUCCCUGCUGGCCAGCUAGAUGCCCGCACAUAUCCGACUCCCACGUGUGACCCAAGCCAAACAGUCACACAGACAGAAACCAAGACAGUCACCUCGUGGAAGGCCCUGUUGACGAUUACUCUGGGCGGAGGCACCAAGACGGAGACCAAGACAGAAAUCUGCACCGUCACCGACACGGAGACGUGUCCGCCUCCUCCAUCGUGUAACAACCUUGGGUUUGACUGGGCAUACUACAACAACUCGGCUCGUAACACCGACACAACAUACUCUACCUUCCAUCCAGACUCUUACAAGAAGACAACUCCCAUCUAUGUGGGCACCACUUCAUAUGUUGGCGGUCUUUAUCAGGACACUGGGACAACUGGCCCCAUCUACGAUUCCAGCCGAAACUUUAAUCUCGACUUCUUUGCCCUGAACCACCACGCCUACAUCUACGCCUGCGAGGCUGGCACAUAUAGCGUCGACAUCCCCUAUGCAAACGACGCUGUUUAUCUAUGGACCGGUGCAAAUGCCUACUCUGGCUGGACAGACGAUAAUGCUGUUGCAAAGGCCCGUUACAAUCAACCAGACCAUAUCGCCGGCAAAGCUAGCUAUAAAUUCGACAUCCCGGCCAAUACCUAUGUGCCCAUCCGCUUCUUCUAUGGACAGGCGCAGUAUGGCGGAGGUUUCAACUUCAACAUUACGGCUCCGAGCGGACAAGUCAUUGUGAGCAAUCAGGAAACGUUUAGCCCGUAUGUCGUACGGUAUUCGUGCGAUGGAACUACGGCGCCCCCGUUUCCGGCAUUUGGAAAGGAAACUUGA
Trichoderma breve is the source of this 834-nucleotide messenger RNA. Its product is annotated as GLEYA domain-containing protein. Lineage: Eukaryota; Fungi; Ascomycota; Sordariomycetes; Hypocreales; Hypocreaceae. The transcript has 2 exons. The coding region runs from base 1 to 834 and encodes 277 amino acids. The record is from RefSeq and is a predicted model, not a curated record.